Molecule: messenger RNA, 687 nt
Organism: Closterium sp. Naga37s-1
Lineage: Eukaryota; Viridiplantae; Streptophyta; Zygnematophyceae; Desmidiales; Closteriaceae
Source: the annotation of a GenBank genome assembly
AUGGUGAAGAAGCGAAAGGCGAAGAACCAGGACGGGGCUGGCGACAUGGACAUGGGGGACGCCGCCGCGCCUUCCGCCGUGACAUUCUCCGCGGGAGCCGCUAAGGACGUCGCGGCCGCCGUAUUUUCCGCCGCUUCAGCCGCCGUGGGAGGCGCCGAUGCAUCCGGCGAGGCGGGAGGUCCGAUCGCUAGCGGCAACGCCAUGGUCACAAGUGAGACGAUGGCGUUCACAGUAAUCAAGGCGUCGGCUGAUGGGUUCACGAUGAAGGCGCACAAGUCACCCCCCUACACGAGUGAGGCGAUGGGGUUCACAGUGAUCAAGGCGCACAAGUCACCCCCCUAUGGGGUUCACAACACGAGUGAGGUGAUGGGGUUCACAGUGAUCAAGGCUUCGGCUGAUGGGUUCUUGAUUAAGGCCCACAAGUCACCCUCCUGUGUGCCGCAUCCUUCCGGCCCCCACCCCCCCUCCCCCUCCUCCCUCCCCUCCCCUCCUCCUCCCCUCCUCCCCUCCCCCCCCCCUCCAUUCCCCCCUCUCCUCCCCUCCCCCUCUCGUCCCCUCCCAUCACCAGACACGAGUGAGGCGAAACCCGAAAAGGAGAGAUGGCUGGGGUGGGGUGGACACCCCGCCCUCCGUCCACUCCUCCUUUCUUGCAUGGGCACCCCACCCACGAGUGAGGCGAAACCCUAA